AUUGCGCGGAUGGGCCGGGAGCGCCUCGGGCCCUGUCCCCGGUCUGGCCCCGCCCCUCACUGCCCCUUGGCGCCGCGCGCACAGGGCGGUGCGCGAGUGGGCGGGCCCUAGCGGCGCGGCCUGACGCGACCGGGGCCGCGGGAGUCUGCCGUCGUUCCCUCUGUGGUGGCCCGGGUGGGACGCACGGGUUGCGGAGUAACAUGGCGGAUGCGGAAGUAGUUAUUUUGCCAAAGAAGCAUAAGAAGAAAAAGGACCGAAAGUCACUACCAGAAAAAGAUGUCGCUGAAAUACAACAUGCUGAAGAAUUUCUUAUCAAACCUGAAUCCAAAGUUGCUCAGUUGGACACAUCUCAGUGGCCCCUGUUGCUAAAGAAUUUCGAUAAGCUGAAUGUGAGGACAACGCACUAUACACCUCUUCCUUCAGGUUCAAAUCCUCUGAAGAGAGAGAUUGGGGACUAUAUCAGGACAGGUUUCAUUAAUCUUGACAAGCCCUCUAACCCCUCUUCCCAUGAGGUGGUAGCCUGGAUUCGACGAAUACUUAGGGUGGAGAAGACAGGACACAGUGGUACUCUGGAUCCCAAGGUGACUGGAUGUUUAAUUGUGUGCAUUGAACGAGCCACUCGAUUGGUGAAAUCACAACAGAGUGCAGGCAAAGAGUAUGUGGGAAUUGUCCGGCUGCACAAUGCUAUUGAAGGGGGGACCCAGCUUUCUAGGGCCCUAGAGACUCUGACCGGUGCCCUGUUCCAGCGACCUCCACUUAUUGCUGCAGUAAAGAGGCAGCUCCGAGUGAGAACUAUCUACGAGAGCAAAAUGAUUGAAUACGAUGCUGAAAGAAGAUUAGGAAUCUUUUGGGUGAGUUGUGAGGCUGGCACCUACAUUCGGACACUGUGUGUGCACCUUGGUUUAUUAUUGGGAGUUGGUGGUCAGAUGCAGGAACUUCGGAGAGUUCGUUCUGGAGUCAUGAGUGAGAAGGACCACAUGGUGACGAUGCAUGACGUGCUUGAUGCCCAGUGGCUGUACGAUAACCACAAGGAUGAGAGUUACCUGCGGCGGGUCGUUUACCCUUUGGAAAAGCUGUUGACAUCUCAUAAAAGACUGGUUAUGAAAGACAGUGCAGUGAAUGCCAUUUGCUAUGGGGCCAAGAUCAUGCUUCCAGGUGUUCUCCGAUACGAGGACGGCAUUGAGGUCAAUCAGGAGAUUGUGGUCAUCACCACCAAAGGGGAAGCAAUCUGCAUGGCUAUUGCAUUAAUGACCACAGCAGUGAUCUCUACCUGUGACCAUGGUAUAGUAGCCAAGAUCAAGAGAGUGAUCAUGGAGAGAGAUACUUACCCUCGGAAGUGGGGAUUGGGUCCAAAGGCAAGUCAGAAGAGGCUGAUGAUCAAGCAGGGCCUUCUGGACAAGCAUGGCAAACCUACAGACAGCACACCUGCCACCUGGAAGCAGGAAUAUGUUGAUUACAGUGAUUCUACCAAGAGAGACGUGGUUGCUGAAGCAGUAAAAGCUCCACUGGUAGUUGCCGAAAUGGUAAAAGUCCCGCAGGUAGUUGCUGAAGUAGUAAAAGCCCCAAAGCGGAAGCGAGAAAGUGAGAGUGAAAGUGAUGAGACUCCUCCAGCGGCUCCCCAAUUGAUCAAGAAGGAAAAGAAGAAGAAUAAGAAGGACAAGAAGACUAGAGCUGCUCUAGAGAGUAGGGGCGAGCCUGGAGACGGGGACAGUGACACCAUCAAAAAGAAGAAGAAAAAGAAGAAAGCAAAAGGGGUAGAAGUGAUUUCUGAGUAGUGAGGGCCAUGUUAAGCAUUGUGUCCAACUGGGAGGAGAAAUUAAAGCCUUAUUGAGAAAACAUUGUUCCUUUUGUUGUUGAGGGAAUGGAACAUAGGUCCUGGACAGGGUGGAGAGUUCUGGCACAUUUUAGCUGCUGUUUGAGACCUUGGUGAUGUUACCUGGUGUGAUCAUCCCAUCUUGUCCUGUUUUAAGGAUAUGGGUGAUAAAAGAGGCAGAUUUUAUGCCAAUGACUCCUCUGCUUGUUUGAGUUGGGAAGCCUCACCUUCAGACCCAGUAACUGUCCACAGCUGUCUGUUAGUGGCUGUUUUAAAAACAUCAUAGUCCUCUCCUAGUUUGCUUUUCCUUUUUUACCCCAUAUUUUUAAAAAGUUUGUAAAAAAAUUAUGUCUGCUCAGUGAAAUGGUGUAGAACCUUCAAUAAGUGAAAGAAGACUAUAACUGAAUCACAUUGUUCGCUGGGGAAAAUCUUGUCUCCAAUGUGCUAUGAAGACAGUGGUUUAUUCUGGUGUCUGGGGUAUAGGCCUGGCAGCCUGGUAGAUUUUCAUCUUGUUUCUGGCCUAGCAGUCAGUCUUUUAUGCACUUCAAAGCUUGUGUGUAUGGCAAUAUUCACCUAAAUCUAUCUGGCUACUUGUGUUUGUGACAGAAGCUGAACCGUUCCUGUACCCUUUUGUUUUAGCCCUCUUUUAAAGAAUGAAAUCAUUCAUUGCUGG
Messenger RNA from Propithecus coquereli (Coquerel's sifaka), 2486 nucleotides. RefSeq names its product dyskeratosis congenita 1, dyskerin (gene DKC1). Gene Ontology annotation, biological process: snRNA pseudouridine synthesis; mRNA pseudouridine synthesis; box H/ACA sno(s)RNA 3'-end processing. Gene Ontology annotation, molecular function: pseudouridine synthase activity; RNA binding. The transcript is spliced from 15 exons. Lineage: Eukaryota; Metazoa; Chordata; Mammalia; Primates; Indriidae. The coding region runs from base 201 to 1775 and encodes 524 amino acids. The record is from RefSeq and is a predicted model, not a curated record. Gene Ontology annotation, cellular component: box H/ACA snoRNP complex.